This is a messenger RNA of Nezara viridula (southern green stink bug), 2665 nucleotides long. The record is from the annotation of a GenBank genome assembly. Lineage: Eukaryota; Metazoa; Arthropoda; Insecta; Hemiptera; Pentatomidae.
UCCCAGUAACCUGUAUGACCUAGUGAGAAGCUACCUCCAGGAUCGGACAUUGAAAAUUAGUUUAUUUGCAUCAAGUUGGUCGACGUUUCAUGUAUUUUAAACUUGAGCUAAAUUAUUUUCUUGGGUUGAAGUUUAAUAACCUCUAAUAAACUACCUCACUGUUGAAGAGCAGGGCUAUUCUUCCUUAGAAGGUAACAAUUUCAAAAUAGUGAUAUAAAUAUUACCCUGACAGCAUGAAGUCGACUAGUGAUUUUAAUGACUGUUAGUUGGCAAUUAAUUUGAAAAGAAACUAUUUUUUUUUUCAAUUAUAUAUGUUUUCCUAUCUCCAAUUCAGUCUUUUGUAUGAAAUGUCAAUGAAAACUUGUGAAAAUAUCCAUAAAGAACUCAUAAAUUGCAUUACUGUUGAUGACAGUUUAGUAUUUGUGUCCAACACAUUCAAAGAAUUUAAAACAGACUAUGAAAGAGUGACUGAAAGUUAUUGCCUUUUACGUAACUAUAAUCUUUUACCUGACUUUAGCUCUAAAGAUAAUGGAGAAAAAAGCUCAGCAGCUUCUGAAAGACACAGAAAUGAUGGCAACAGAGCAUUUGUUCAAAAGGAUGACAUGUCAGCCAUGUAUCAUUAUACUAGAGCAAUUGGUUUUGCUUUACCUGGUGGGAAGGAAAUUUCUAUUGCAUUUGCCAAUCGUUCUGCUGUGACUUAUUCCUUAGGAGACUUUACAGAUGUAGUAAAGGAUAUUGACUGUGCUCUGCAAGGAGAUUAUCCUGACCGUUUGAAGUUUAAGUUGUGGGAACGUAGAGGAAAAGCCUUUUUGGAACUUGGAAAUCUUUUAGAAGCACAAGCUUCUUUUGAGAGUGCUAUUAUUUGGCUUACGAAAAGUAAACUUGAUGAGGAUAAACGCAAUGUUGCAAAAGCUCAAUUGACAUCUCUUCUUCAACAAUCUUCUGGUGGUUGUUUUAAAACUGUUGAUGUUCCAACUACAGUCUUACCACAGUUGACUCAUGGUCCUAACCCUUAUUUGCAAAGUGGAUCUAAUGCAAUCGAAGUUGAGUACUCUUCUUAUAUGGGCCGGCAUAUUGUUGCAAAAGUUGAUAUUAAUCCAGGUGAUGUACUUGCUGUGGAAAAACCUUAUUCAUCAAUAUCUUUACCUAGUAGUUAUUUCUUUUUUUGUUUCUACUGUCAUAAAAGAUGUCAUUCUUUGUUACCUUGUUUCCAGUGUACAUUGGUUUUUUUUUGUGAUGAAAAGUGUCGAAAUGACUGUUGGGAAGAGAGUCACAGUAUUGAAUGCAAUAUAUUACCAUCCUUGUUAAUGUUGGGAUGUGAUAAACUUGAACUACUUGCCUUAAGAGUUUUAAUAAAAGCAACAGAGAAAGGAAGCAAACUCAUUCAGCUGGCCACAUCACUUAGUGAAAUAGAGUCGUUUGAUAAACCUAGUCGAAAGGGUUUUAAUGACAGUGUUUAUAUUUCUGAUAACUACAAAUCCAUUCAUAAUUUGGAAGGCAAUACUGAUUUAAGAAACAUCAGUUAUCUCUUUGGUAGAUCAAUAUUUGCUGCUUGCAUUUUACAUAUUCUGGACGUAAAUACAAAUUUUUUCCAAAAAGGUUUGAUAGAUAAGGUUUCUACCUUAAGAAAAUUCCAAGAACUGGAAGACGUUGCAGAUUUACGUUGGGAUAAAGUUUUUACUGGUGGAUUGAUUUUGAAGUAUCUCCAAAGUAUGGCUAGUAAUGCGCACGAAAUCUCUGAAAUGCGUGUUAUACCUGGAAAUGAAACUAAAACUGAGAGUUCUGAAAUAGGGAGUGCUGCUUAUUCCUUGUUAAGUCUCAUCAACCAUUCAUGCGACCCCAAUGUUGUCAGGCAUAGUUACUUUGGAUCGACAGUUGUUCUCAGAGCGAUUCAAGUUAUUAAAAAAGGUGAACAGAUAUUUGAUAAUUAUGGAUUCCACCAUGCUACUCAUUCGAAGGAGGAACGACAUUCACAUUUAAGAUCUCAGUACCUCUUCACUUGCCAAUGCAUUGCUUGCACCGAAAAUUGGCCUCUUUAUGGGAAUUUGCCAGAUAGGAAUCCAAUUAUUCGUGAUCUGGUUGAUGUAGCUAGCCUCGAGGAGUCCUCCAAGAAGUUUAGGAAUAUAUUGUAUAACAUCAUUUCCAGCCAUGAUACGGAGAAGCUAGCUGAAUGGUUGGUGUUCCUCUACUCUCACCUCAAACUAUUACAGGCGAGCAUAGCUAGGCCUUGGAAGGAGUACAGUGAAUGCCAAGAAGCGAUCAAGCAGUGCCUUUCUCUUCAGGCCAAUCACUAUGUUUACAAAACUUGUCCUUUAUCCCUCAUGAUGAUAAGAGAUUAUGACAUCGGUGUAUCUCCUUUUUAAUUGAUUUUAUUAGUUCAUUCGCUACGAUGGCAUAAUCGUGAUUUUAUAUUUGUAUUUAACUUAACCUAUAAGAUUUUCUGUUUUUUAUUUUUAUUUUACUCUUAUGUUUCAAACAACCAACCGUGACCAAUGAUGAAUUAUUCAAAGUGUAGUGCACUUCAAACGUAUUUUGUUUAUGAAUAGUAAAAUAUAAGCGCAACAUCUACAAGUACCUUUUCUGUUUAAUUUUUAUUACAAGGUAUAGUUUAAUUUUAUUUGGUUAUUAUCCAGAGGCUAGUUUUUAUUCAAUUAAUAAAUAACAU